Homo sapiens (human) is the source of this 1980-nucleotide messenger RNA. It is a transcript of the gene FBXO8, whose product is annotated as F-box protein 8. Gene Ontology annotation, cellular component: ubiquitin ligase complex. Gene Ontology annotation, biological process: regulation of ARF protein signal transduction. Bases 267 to 1226 code for a protein of 319 amino acids. The record is from RefSeq and is marked reviewed. The transcript has 6 exons. Lineage: Eukaryota; Metazoa; Chordata; Mammalia; Primates; Hominidae. Gene Ontology annotation, molecular function: guanyl-nucleotide exchange factor activity.
AACAAUAGGAAACGUCAAAAUUGGGAUAGUCGGCAGUUCUGGCCCCUGCAGCUGGAGGUACCCUGAGUUCUGAGGGUCGUAGUGCUGUUUCUGGUAUUCUCAUCGCGGUCACCUCUACCGGUGUGGACAAGUAAAGUUUGAAUCAGCUUCUCCAUGGCCUGGGCACCAGUUCCCGGCUGAGCCAUUUUCCUUUUGGCUAAAAGUCCCCGCCCAGAGGCCAAUUCGUCGCGGCGGCGGUGGAGAUCGCAGGUCGCUCAGGCUUGCAGAUGGGUCAAGGGUUGUGGAGAGUGGUCAGAAACCAGCAGCUGCAACAAGAAGGCUACAGUGAGCAAGGCUACCUCACCAGAGAGCAGAGCAGGAGAAUGGCUGCGAGCAACAUUUCUAACACCAAUCAUCGUAAACAAGUCCAAGGAGGCAUUGACAUAUAUCAUCUUUUGAAGGCAAGGAAAUCGAAAGAACAGGAAGGAUUCAUUAAUUUGGAAAUGUUGCCUCCUGAGCUAAGCUUUACCAUCUUGUCCUACCUGAAUGCAACUGACCUUUGCUUGGCUUCAUGUGUUUGGCAGGACCUUGCGAAUGAUGAACUUCUCUGGCAAGGGUUGUGCAAAUCCACUUGGGGUCACUGUUCCAUAUACAAUAAGAACCCACCUUUAGGAUUUUCUUUUAGAAAAUUGUAUAUGCAGCUGGAUGAAGGCAGCCUCACCUUUAAUGCCAACCCAGAUGAGGGAGUGAACUACUUUAUGUCCAAGGGUAUCCUGGAUGAUUCGCCAAAGGAAAUAGCAAAGUUUAUCUUCUGUACAAGAACACUAAAUUGGAAAAAACUGAGAAUCUAUCUUGAUGAAAGGAGAGAUGUCUUGGAUGACCUUGUAACAUUGCAUAAUUUUAGAAAUCAGUUCUUGCCAAAUGCACUGAGAGAAUUUUUUCGUCAUAUCCAUGCCCCUGAAGAGCGUGGAGAGUAUCUUGAAACUCUUAUAACAAAGUUCUCACAUAGAUUCUGUGCUUGCAACCCUGAUUUAAUGCGAGAACUUGGCCUUAGUCCUGAUGCUGUCUAUGUACUGUGCUACUCUUUGAUUCUACUUUCCAUUGACCUCACUAGCCCUCAUGUGAAGAAUAAAAUGUCAAAAAGGGAAUUUAUUCGAAAUACCCGUCGCGCUGCUCAAAAUAUUAGUGAAGAUUUUGUAGGGCAUCUUUAUGACAAUAUCUACCUUAUUGGCCAUGUGGCUGCAUAAAAAGCACAAUUGCUAGGACUUCAGUUUUUACUUCAGACUAAAGCUACCCAAGGACUUAGCAGAUAUGGGGGUUACAUCAGUGCUGGUCAUUGUAGCCUGAGUAUACAAUCAAGCUUCAGUGUGCAACCUUUUUUUCUUUUGCCAUUUUCUAUUUUAGUAAUUUCCUUGGGGAACUAAAUAAUUUUGCAGAAUUUUUCCUAAUUUUGUUUAUCACGUUUUGCACAAAGCAGAGCCACUGUCUAACACAGCUGUUAACGAAUGAUAAACUGACAUUAUACUCUAAAAGAUGGUGUAUUUGUGCAUUAGAUUUGCCUGAAAAACUUUAUCCAUUUCCAUUCUUUAUACAAAUACCAUGUAAUGUGUACAUAUUUAACUAAAGAGAUUUAUAGUCAUAAUUAUUUUAUUGUAAAGAUUUUAACUAAAGUUUUUCCUUUUCUCUCAAACUGAGUUCUGAAAUUUAUUUGAUUCUGAUCUGAAACUAUUGUCUUCGUAAAAGUUAGAUCUGACUUCAGACAGAAACCAAUACCAGCUUCCUUUUCCUUUAAACUUUGAAGAGUGUUGAUUUGUUACUAUAUUACUAUGCAAAACUGGCAGUUAUUUUUAUAAUAUAAAUUUAUAAUUUGAUUUUUUAUUUUAAAAACUGGGUUAAUCAAGUCUCGGUAAGUCCUUUAAACCAUUUAGGAUUUUUAAAACAUCAAAAUUUAUGAUUUACAUUCAUAGGAAUAAAAUAAAAUAUUAUUAGAACUCUGGUAAA